This is a messenger RNA of Adineta ricciae, 1149 nucleotides long. The record is from the annotation of a GenBank genome assembly. Lineage: Eukaryota; Metazoa; Rotifera; Eurotatoria; Adinetida; Adinetidae.
AUGGCUUCAUCUAUUCCAACUGGUGCUAUUCAACGAUCAACGGACCUGUGCCGAUAUUUUCUUUCAAAUCAAUGUCGUUAUGGCGAUAAAUGCUUCUAUUCACAUGAUCGAUCAAAUAAUCAAUCAAAUAAUGCCUGCCGAUAUUAUCUGAGGGGCAAAUGUAUGUACGGAGAUCGAUGCAGGUAUGAUCAUGUACGACCUAAACCACAACUGGCGCUUCGUUCUAUCGAUCCGAUAUCCGAACUUUUCGAUGGUAAAUCUCAAUCUUUUUGUGAUGCGAGCAAUGAAGUUCUAUAUCAACCGUCGAAUUCUAAUGAAGAACAACAAAACAGUGAUGCUCCUAACUUUACUAUUUCCACAUUUUGUCCAUAUGCUGAAAAAAAUGGUUUAUGCGAAGCAUUAGACGCAGGACGCUUUUAUCCAACGGACGACAAACAACGAGAAGAACAUCGUUUCGAAUGUUUGAAAAAACAUGAAGCUGAGUGUGAAGAAGCGUUUGCUAUUCAACGUAGUCAAGAGAAGAAAUGUGGUAUUUGCUUGGAGAAAGUCUGGGAUCGUGACGGUGAUAAACGAUUUGGUUUGUUGGAAAAUUGUGAUCAUAUAUUUUGUUUGGAAUGUAUACGAAAAUGGCGAUCAUCAUCGAACUAUGAACAUAAAGUUGUAAAAGCCUGGUUAGAUAUGAAUCCGGAAUGUCGAACAAAAUCGGAUUUCGUUACUCCAACGAAGUAUUGGCCAGAAAAUGAUCAAGCGAAGAAUAACGCUAUUCAAGCGUACAAGGAAAAUCUUCAGCAAAUACAUUGUAAAUUCUUUAAACGUGGUGAUGGCGUGUGCCCAUUCGGCUCGAAAUGUUUCUAUUUACAUGUGGAUAAACGUGGGCAGUAUGUUCAAUUAGGUCCACCACGUCGUCGACGACGAAUGAAUACUCAAGGGGAAUUCGAAAGUUUAUCUGAUAUUCUAAUGGUUUCGAUCUUUUCAUCGAUGGACGUUGGACGAUUCUUCGAUGAACUUGAUUAUUUAUUCAACGAUGAUGAUGAUGAUGAUGAUGACAUGGAAUCGUAUGGAUCGUAUUUGACCAAUGAAGAUGAUUUUCAAUUUGCUGAGGAACAUGAUCUCACUGAUAAUGAAGAAGAAUUUCGAUCAUGGCACUGA